This is a messenger RNA of Pteropus alecto (black flying fox), 555 nucleotides long. RefSeq names its product zinc finger protein 135-like. The record is from RefSeq and is a predicted model, not a curated record. The transcript has a single exon. Lineage: Eukaryota; Metazoa; Chordata; Mammalia; Chiroptera; Pteropodidae. The annotation marks the transcript as partial. Gene Ontology annotation, molecular function: DNA-binding transcription factor activity, RNA polymerase II-specific; RNA polymerase II cis-regulatory region sequence-specific DNA binding. Gene Ontology annotation, biological process: regulation of transcription by RNA polymerase II.
GAGAAGCCUUACGAGUGCAGUCAGUGCGGGAAGGCCUUCCGGCAGAGCACACACCUCACCCAGCAUCAGAGGAUCCACACGGGGGAGAAACCCUAUGAGUGCAAUGCCUGUGGCAGGGCCUUCAGCCACAGCUCAUCUCUAAACAAUCACCAGCGCAUCCACACCGGGGAGAAGCCCUACGAGUGUCACGAGUGUGGCAGGGCCUUCAGACAGCUCGCUUCGCUCAUUCAGCAUCAGAGGAUCCACACGGGGGAGAAGCCCUAUGAGUGUCACGAGUGUGGCCGAGCCUUCAGCCAGAGCUCCCUUCUCAUAGAACACCAGAGGAUCCACACCAAGGAAAAGCCCUACGGCUGCAACGAGUGUGGGAAAUGCUUCAGUCACAGCUCAUCGCUCAGCCAGCACGAGAGGACACACACCGGAGAAAAGCCCUAUGAGUGUCCGGAGUGUGGGAAAUGCUUCAAGCAGAGCACUCACCUCACUCAGCACCGGAGGAUCCACACGGGAGAGAGGCCUUUUGAGUGCAGGGCCUGUGGGAAGGCCUUCACACACAGCUCC